AUGCGGCCUGAUGGCUUUGAGCUGCCUUGUGCAGCCACAGCGGUCUUCAUCCUCCACUACGUCUUCGUAGACACUUUCGCAGUUGGGGCCGCCCGAACGCCAUAUCAGCUGAAGUAUCCCUUCACCACCGAGACCGAAGAUCCAAAGCUUCUCGAGCCCUUCAUCCGCUCCCUACGGGCGCAGCAGAACCAGGUGGAGCAGGCCUGGGCAUUUUUCCUCGCCAUGUGGGUCUGCGCUGUGUUUCUGGACCCGAUGUUUUCGGGGAUCUUUGCCUGGAUUUGGGUUAUCGCCCGUAUGGCGUAUGCUUACAUCUACCGAGUGAGCCCGAGCCGCAACCGGCUCAUGUGGGCCACCGUGCCGGCCUACGUCUCACAGGCCGCGGUGUGUGGAGGCAUCCUGACCUCCCUGUUGCCUUUCACCCGGCCGAUUGCUGCUGCAAGCUCGGCCUUGAUAGUCUUCGCCUUUGCUGCGUAUGGCUGGCUCGUCUACCGCAGCUGGUUCGGAAAUUUCGUGCUCGAAGAGAAAAAGCGCCUGGAGAAUCAGCUCAUUGCAAGAUGA
Symbiodinium natans is the source of this 558-nucleotide messenger RNA. The record is from the annotation of a GenBank genome assembly. NCBI's taxonomy places the organism in Eukaryota, Dinophyceae, Suessiales, Symbiodiniaceae.